Rotaria sordida is the source of this 561-nucleotide messenger RNA. NCBI's taxonomy places the organism in Eukaryota, Metazoa, Rotifera, Eurotatoria, Philodinida, Philodinidae. The record is from the annotation of a GenBank genome assembly.
AUGUAUUGUGUCGGCGAACAACGCGAUUAUCUCCACAAGAAUUUAACUGAAAAUAGUGUUUCACAUUCAUUUCUUUCUUGCAUCAAAGACUGGGAAAAAACAUCAAUUAGAAAGAUUCAAGAAGUAGCAGAAAAACCUAAAAGUGAUCUAGCUUUAUAUAUGAAUGAAACAAAAUCUCAAAUAAAACAAUCACUUAACAAUAUAAAGAAUGAAUUAGAAUUAAGUCGAAAAUUAGACAAUUAUACCGGAAUAGAAUGGACAGAAUGGAUGGAACAAUUAGAAGAACUUCGACAGAUGUUUGAAAAAUCAUCGACUAUUGACAUUGUUGAAGAUAAUCCAUCACAGCCAUUUAUCCGUGUCAUUCGACGAAAAAAUUUCGAAACAAAAAAGAAAUCUAAAACAGCCAUUACUUCAGCUUUAUUGAAAACUGACUACAAUAUUGGUGAUACAAGUUACACAACUCGAGAAUUACUAACAAGACUGAACACAAUGACGAAAUCUAAUAAAAAACCAGUAAAUCAACAAUUCGCCGCACCAGGUGUUCACAAGCAACUGCUUUAA